AUGGUUUAUGCUGGCUGCUGCUAGUGCUGAUGUUUGUAGAUCGAUAGCUUUGCUUUAAGUUGUUUUAUUUGAAUUUGUAUAGUUGACGCAAUGACUACUCCAUUUGUUUACCACGCCAGGGCACAGUCGACUUUUGAGCCGCCGCUCAUUGCCAAUGAGAAUGCAUUUCUUGGCGACUUAGCAUCGAGCGAACAAGAUGCCCCCGAAAAGCCCAUCUCAUGUGGCUUCUUCCGCUUAGAAAAGGGCACCCCACUGGUCUACGAAUACACCUACGAUGAGAUGAAGAUCAUCCUGGAAGGCGAGGUUACGAUCUCCGACGCGACGGGGCAGUCGGUGCAGGCUCGGGCGGGCGAUGUGUUUUAUUUUCCCAAGGGAUCGAAGAUAACUUUUGUGACUGAGGGGGGAGGGUUGGCAUUUUAUACCGGACAACGUGCCAAGGGAGGUGCAUGAACUUUCCAGACUCGGGGGAUGUAAUACAUAUGAUUGAAGUUAAUACCGCAAUGAUAUCCGAAAUUGGAGAUCCAUAGGUUCACAACCAUGGUUCUGGAGCAUGAAUUUAAUGUGUAGAUCUAUGUAUCCAAGCAAUACGUCAUGGCAGGACCAUGGAUCAUGAG
Aspergillus ruber CBS 135680 is the source of this 614-nucleotide messenger RNA. Its product is annotated as cupin domain-containing protein. The record is from RefSeq and is a predicted model, not a curated record. Bases 91 to 450 code for a protein of 119 amino acids. The transcript has 3 exons. Lineage: Eukaryota; Fungi; Ascomycota; Eurotiomycetes; Eurotiales; Aspergillaceae.